This is a messenger RNA of Cladophialophora immunda, 1684 nucleotides long. RefSeq lists its product as uncharacterized. The transcript has 5 exons. Lineage: Eukaryota; Fungi; Ascomycota; Eurotiomycetes; Chaetothyriales; Herpotrichiellaceae. Gene Ontology annotation, molecular function: peptidyl-prolyl cis-trans isomerase activity. Bases 559 to 1062 code for a protein of 167 amino acids. The record is from RefSeq and is a predicted model, not a curated record.
GCAAAAAUCAUGGCCUGCUUCGGUCGGAGUUUCAUUCGCGCAGAAUUUCACCGAUAGUUGGUGCUGUGCAAAGGCAUAUCUCCCCCUUGAUCCUGCCCGCUUAUGUGACCUCUGACGGUGCUAACUGGUCCCCGUCACCACCGUCACUGCGUACCGUGACACCGUCGCCUCCUCCACCGCCCUCGUCAGCGAACUAGUCGGAGUCGGCUGUUUUCACUCGCUCUUGCUCGUCCCUCAGAGCCCUGGCUGCGUUCCUGCCAAGUCCCCUCAGUCUUCAUCAGACUCGUAAUUCGAAUUCCUGCUAUCACAAGAGUGACUUCAUCCACUGGCCCACCCCCGUUGCCCCUGCUUCCCCACUAGUUUCCUGAUUGUCAAUAGUAGUACCGACCUAGGAACUCAACCGCUUUCCGCUGCCGAUAUAUUGAGGCCUGACCUCUCUUCACUUUCUCCCAAACUUUCCGAGCACUUGUCUCUCGCAACCUCUUCGCGGAUCCCUUUCUAGCGCGCCCAACUGCUAGUGCCCUCAGAGAACAACCUCUCCAGUUCGACAGCAGAGUCAUGGCGUCACAGUUCCACAAGCAGCUCCUCUUCGAGGGUAAUGGGACCGACUAUCCAAGAAAAGGUGAUGAGGUCAGUAUCGAGUAUACGGGUUGGUUGUACGAUGCUUCAAAACCCGACCAAGAUUACAAGGGCGACAAGUUCGAUAGUUCUGUCGGCCGGGGCGCUUUCAAGACCCAGAUUGGCGUUGGCAGAGUCAUUGAAGGUUGGGAUCACGGCGUGCCACAGAUGUCGUUGGGUGAGAAGAGCAGAUUGACGAUUCCAGGGCAUAUGGCGUACGGCGAUCGGUCAGUAACCGACCAAAACCCCCCUCUUUACUUGCAUAGCAGACCGUCCUGCUCGUGUCGAGUCGUCGAUCGGAGAAGACUCGGUGAAUUCCUCGCGUCGUGUCAUCUUCAGACUGGGAGGAAGAGCACCAUCUACUCGAGAUACGACCCGACCUUGUUUCAUUUCCUCGCCAAACUCGACGAAAAUGUUCGUUUCUUCUCGACUCCCGUGUGCUGACCAGUGGUCUGAUAUAUAGUGGUUUCCCGGGCCUCAUCCCUAAGAAUGCCACCCUCAUCUUUGACGUCCAUCUCCAAGGAAUCAAUGGCAAGAAGGCAUAAGUUGUUUUCCGAAGAACCCAACGACUUCAUACUCGAGGCGAAUGCGGCUCCGGCAACAUAAAGCAUCCUCUCGGGCAUAGGACAUCCGUGGGUGGGGGGUGGUUGCAUUGAAAAUUAAUCGAUUAUGGCCAGUCAAUAUGUUCAAGUGUAUGGCUUUGUAUGUAAAUGCGGGAAGGGCACAAGUAUUGGUGGAAUCACCCGCGACUGGCAGCAGAUGGCAAGGCUGCUAGGUAGCCACUUUCAGGGGCAGGAUGUUUGAUUUCGGUCAUGCUUUUUCUCGAUCCGUUGUUCUCACUGAACCCGGAAGCAAGUUGCCGGCGAAUCCAGCUCUUCAAGCCAACCAGCCACCAACGAAACAGGUUGUGCUUUACUUCUCAGAUCCCGACUUUGUUCUUUUAUCGGCCCAUGUCGAUUUCUCACGUUUAGCUAGCAGCAGGUAGACUGUUCUACUCUUUAUCACGCAUCUACAAUCGCUUGCAGGAGUACAUUCUUGCGCAGAAUUGAUGAUUUUUAGUAUCAAA